Molecule: messenger RNA, 2787 nt
Organism: Rhopilema esculentum
Lineage: Eukaryota; Metazoa; Cnidaria; Scyphozoa; Rhizostomeae; Rhizostomatidae
Product: tyrosine-protein phosphatase non-receptor type 11
Biological process (GO): protein dephosphorylation; positive regulation of ERK1 and ERK2 cascade
Cellular component (GO): cytoplasm
Molecular function (GO): cell adhesion molecule binding; non-membrane spanning protein tyrosine phosphatase activity; receptor tyrosine kinase binding
Source: RefSeq, a predicted model, not a curated record
UUCAUUUAUUAUCAUACGCUGACUGAGAAAAAAGCCAGACUGAAAAUGCAAAACAAAUCUAGUUCUUCCUCAUCAGAAGGAAUAAUAUAGGCUCUAUAUGGUCGAAGAAGUUUGUAAGACUACCAAAAGGCUCGAUCCGAAAACAAGCAGGAAGGCUAGAUAAAACAAUUUUCAAGAGACAUGGAAAUCAGUGGCGAAGCCAGCUCGGGAGAGUUGGUCAUGCACUUGGGGGAAAAAGGUCAUGCAGGGUUUUCAACACCACAGCAAGGUUUGGCUCUUGAUGUAUGGCAAAUGUCCUCUGGCGAUCCUAAAAUGAUGUGGUUUCACCCACAUAUUAACCCCCAGGAGUCAGAUGACUUGUUGAAGGGGAAUGGUACUGAUGGAACGUUUUUGGUGCGACCAAGUCAAAGUCACCAAGGAAAUUUUACCAUUUCCGUCUUGCAUCAAAAUGAAGUGACAAAUAUUAAAGUACUCAAUGAUGGUGAUUGCUUUCAGUUAGCUUCAUUAGAUGGAGCAGCAUCAGAACCAUUUGCAACAUUGAAUGAUCUUGUUAAUCACUGCAUGAAAACAAAGAAUGCCAUUCCUCUUAAAGAUGGUGGCUGUAUUGAGAUGAAAUAUCCACUUGCUUCCCAGGAUCCAACAUCUGAAAGGUGGUUUCAUGGGCCAUUGAAAGGUGCUGAGGCAGAAAAAUUGUUAUUGUCAAAAGGCACUGUGGGGAAUUUUUUGGUCAGGGAGAGUCAAAGCCAGCCAGGCCAGUUUGUGAUCAGUGCAAGGUGCCAAUCGGGCGUGUCACAUGUCAUUGUAAAAAAUAGAAAUGGCAAAUUUGAUGUUGGAUCUGGUCUUCAGUUCAAUAGCUUGGCACUCCUUGUUGAUUAUUAUAGACAAAAUCCACAACUCAGAGAUGCAAAUACCCAAACGGAUAUCAAGUUGGUGGAGCCAUUUUACAGCACAAGUUUCAUAGCACGAAAUAUCGGAGAAAGAAUGCAGCAACUGGAAAAGAAAAUUCACCCUCGAUUAGAUGGCUUUGGUGAAGAGUUCGAGCGGCUUCAGUACUUUGAUAUGAAGCAAGGUGCCUAUAGUACAAGGGAAGGCAUGAGACCUGAAAACAAAACGAAGAACCGUUAUAAGAACAUUCUUCCCUAUGAUCACUCUAGAGUGAAGCUGCAAGGUGCUGAGCCGAGGGUUGUUGGUUCAGAUUACAUUAAUGCUAAUUACGUCGAUAGCGAGCUUAAAGAAACCCAGACAAGCUAUAUCGCAGCUCAGGGAUGCUUGCCGGCAACGAGGGCUGCUUUUUGGUCAAUGAUAUACCAAGAAAAUUGUCGUAUAAUUGUUAUGCUUACAAACGAAGUGGAACGAGGAAAGGCAAAAUGUGCGCGUUACUGGCCGGAUGCAGGGCAGUCAAAUGAAUACGACGACAUUGUGAUCGAUAAUAUGAUGGAGAGCCACAAAGGAGAUUUCUUAGUUAGAGAAUUGCGGCUGUACAAGAAAAAUGAGGCUGAUAAAGAGCCUCGAAUGAUUUACCAAUACCAUUUUACUGCCUGGCCUGACCAUGGAACUCCAGAUGAACCGACGGCAGUGUUGGACUUGCUGGAUGACAUUUAUGCCCAGUAUCUAAGAUGUCACAGAGUAGGCCCUAUUCUGUUCCAUUGCAGUGCUGGCAUUGGCAGAACGGGAACUGUGAUUGUCAUUGACGUCCUUAUUCACUUGCUUGAAGAACAAGGCAUUGAUUCUGACAUUGACAUUCAGAAAACGACACAGCUGAUCCGAAGCAAGCGCCCAGGAAUGAUACAAACCCAGCACCAAUAUAGAUUUGUGUACAGAGCAAUUCAGAAACACCUUGAAAGGUUUAUGGCUGAGCAAAACUCAUCCAAGGUAACAUCUUCCUCGGGUAUUUAUGAGAAUGUCCAAACUGCUGUUGUUGGAAAACGCCAAGCUGGAAACCCACGCAGCAGAGGAAAUGUUUCUGAUAAGUCUUUACUUCAUUCCAAUGGAGAUCAGGCGGAGUAUAAAAGAAAAGGCAAAAGGUGAAAAUUAAGUUAAUUACGAUUGGCAAGUGUAUUUGACUUUAUGAUCUAUUUUGGUAGCGGUUGAUUCACAAUAUUUUCUAUGGUGAUUUGUAAUAUAUACAUAUUAGGUGGAUCAUUCUGUUAAUUUUUGAAACCUUUUUUGAUAAUAAUAUUUGAAGACUCAUUAUAAAUCCUAUUGUAAAAACUCUAAAAACAUUUCUAGAAUGUUAUAUUGUAUGCAUGGUUUGCAGCCUUGUUGCAAAGAAACCAUCUUACCCUCAAAAUUACGACAGGUCAAGGCAUAGAAGAUCGUAUCAGUUAUUAUGAUAUUGUACUCAGUAUCAACCCUGCUUGGCUUUGCAGAUAUCAUAUGCAUAUACUACAACGCAUGCCAGAUAUCUACCUAACAACUGUUCAUUAAUCGCAAUCCCUAAACCGAAACAAGUAUUAGUAUCAUCCAAGGUGCUAUUAUUAACUCUAUGCAAACUGUAGCUCUCUGCAAACCCUUUUGAACAUCACCAAGCAACAAACAACAUUUUAAGUCUCAAAACCAUUACACGAAUGCUUUUUAAAAAGAAUCAAUGAAAUUUUUAAUCUUUGACUUUUCAUUCCUGUUUGUUUAUUUUAACAAUGAUGCUCAUAUCUUAUUGUUAAGUUAUCAGCUUGUUAUAGUUAUAAGAAGAAUACGACAUUAUUCAGUUACGUAUCAUAACCUAAACCUAAUCUUAAAACCCAAAUCUUUCUGUAUGAAACAAGUAAAAGGGCAUCGUGGUUUUCAUAA